AUGGAUGACUUGGACAAGUUUUUCUCUAAAACAAAGAAUAAAAAGGGUGAUUCAGCUAACGCAUCUUACUACCAUAUUGUAAAUCCAUCGACCAACAUUGCUGUUGUUGGUGCUGAGAUGACCCAUAGCUUCUUUACCAACGUGACCACCAUCACCGUGGGUACACAACAUGCAUUGGAUCCAUUAACCACAAUCAAGGCACGAGCGAACAAUGCCGGAAAGGCAAGCGCACUCAUCCAGCACGAGUGGCGCCCGAAAUCCCUUUUUACCAUUUCUGGAGAGAUGGAUACAAAGUCCAUCCAUAAGAGCCCCAAGGUUGGACUUGCUUUGGCACUCAAGCCUUGA
This is a messenger RNA of Gossypium raimondii (Peruvian cotton), 345 nucleotides long. Its product is annotated as mitochondrial outer membrane protein porin of 36 kDa. Gene Ontology annotation, biological process: monoatomic anion transmembrane transport. Gene Ontology annotation, molecular function: voltage-gated monoatomic anion channel activity. The transcript has 2 exons. The record is from RefSeq and is a predicted model, not a curated record. Gene Ontology annotation, cellular component: mitochondrial outer membrane. The coding region runs from base 1 to 345 and encodes 114 amino acids. NCBI's taxonomy places the organism in Eukaryota, Viridiplantae, Streptophyta, Magnoliopsida, Malvales, Malvaceae.